GAAUAUCAAGGGUCUGCUUUAAAAUUAGAAGACAUGAUGGAACCUCAAAUUCGUCUAUACAACUUCUCGCGCUACAGAGCAUCUUCAAACUGCAAACACUUUACGAUGAUCAAUCGUCCAACUACGAAGAUCGCAAUACCUCCAAUGAAGUGUAACCGUACAACGACGAACGUCGGCCUAAUCAGGAAGGCCUGCGACGCUAGCUUAUUUCUCGAUAUAGAAUGGGGGAAACGGCUUAGUUCCAUCUCUACUACUGGUGGAGCAUCUCGAUCUAGUGUCUCAACAAAGCUGCCUAAAGAGAAGAUCGAUGACAUAAUUGGCAAUGGUUUUGGCAAUGAAAUGAUUUCAGAUGAUAUUGAGGUGGAAGUACAAAAGCCAAUUGCCCAAACAAAAAAUACUUGACAGGACAACAACAUUGAAGCAAAGAAGAAAAAAGUGAAAGUGCGGACCAGAUUUAAGGAAGUUCUUGUUUGAGACUAAGACUUGGAUGUUGUUGUUGUACAUAUAUAAAUAAUGUUAUGUCUUGAAAUUCUAUUAUGCCACGGUUGUUCGUUUUUAAGUAUGUAUGUCUCACUCCUUAUGGUAAAACUUUUGGUCAUUUGGUGGUAGGAAGUUUAGUGUUUUUAUUUUUUAAAUGUUGUUCUGCAAAAAGUUAUGAAUUUUCACUUAUUUGAUACAGAUUUUAGAUUAGAAGUUACAAACUAUUAAAUAUAAUAAUUAAAUAUAAUAAUGACAGUUGUUGUAGUAAGG
Molecule: messenger RNA, 750 nt
Organism: Cuscuta europaea
Lineage: Eukaryota; Viridiplantae; Streptophyta; Magnoliopsida; Solanales; Convolvulaceae
Source: the annotation of a GenBank genome assembly